AUGCGAACAUUGGAAUGGAAUAGUAUAGGAGUGGAAAUCGACGCUAAACAAUUACACCAUCUUCGCUUUGCUGAUGACAUCGUCCUUAUAACACUAAACAUUAGACAGGCGGAACGUAUGCUUGACGACUUUGAUAAAGCCUGUGGAAAGAUUGGUCCUCGACUAAAUCUCACAAAAACAAUGUUCAUGAAGAACGGAUUUGUUUCGCAUGCCCCAUUCACGCUCAACGGAACGAAUAUCACCGAAUGCUCCAGUUAUAUCUAUCUUGGUCGGAAAAUCAAUACGACGAACGACCUAGCUCCAGAACUGAGCAGAAGGUAA
This is a messenger RNA of Angiostrongylus costaricensis, 321 nucleotides long. NCBI's taxonomy places the organism in Eukaryota, Metazoa, Nematoda, Chromadorea, Rhabditida, Metastrongylidae. The record is from the annotation of a GenBank genome assembly.